AUGUUUCAGGCUAGAAACCAAUAAAGUAACUGGAAGCUUAAAAAUAAGGAUGAAGCAACUUUUUAUGAGGCUAAAGUUUAUGAUGAGCAAGUAUAGAAAGUUAUGUUUUUAGAUUAUGACUAUCCAUAACCAGAAUUGAUGCCGUUCUUGUAUUUCUAUAAGUUUUUGGGUAGAAAACCAGAGUUUUGCAAAAAGGAUCUGACUAAAUAUUAGAAAUUGGAGCUUUGGAUUCCAGAUACGAUUGUUUUCAAUGAUAGUGACUCACCCUAUUGGAUCUUUACCAAUCAUGAGGGUGUUGUAUGUAGAACUGAAAACUUCAAUGAAAGGCAUGUAGUGAGUAAACUAGGCAAUCAAUACUCAAUUGAUGAACUAGUAGUUUAUAAUUCAGAUAAGGGCUUGGUAGGUAAUAAAUGCCAACUGAUGAGCACGAGAGAUUUAGCUUAGAAAAUGUCAUCAACUAAUUCUGGAAACAGUGAAAUAUUUGUGAUAUAAAAGUUUGUGAAAAGUAAGGGUCCAAACUCUUUCAUUGUAAGAGCGUAUUACAGAAAAUCCAAACCACCUCAGUGUUAUGUCAUUACCAAUAAAACUUCAUUCUUUGAUUCUAACUCAGCACUUGAUGAGCACGAGAAAUAUAUAACUAAUGUUAAGAAAUCAUUAUCUUGUAGCAUUGUUCAUUCAAAAGGUGGAAAAGUUAGUGAAGAGGCCUGUGGAUAGGUGGAAAAAAUUGCCAAAUUCUUUGAAAAAUAUACUGGCAUUUUUAUAGAGGAGAUGGUCUGUGAUUUCAUUAAGGAUGAGAGCGGUUUAUGGUGGUUUGUUGGCUGCAGAGGUUUUAAAACAAAUGGAAAUAAUGGUAAGCCAAGUCUUCGUUAUUUCACUCUGGAAACUCACAUUAUGAGUGAUGAAUCUGAUGAUGAGAAGAAAAAGGUGAAAGUUAAGGAUGAUUCGAAGGGCAAAAGUGAUUAUACAAAAUUAAGAAUGUGCAGGUUUUGCUAGAUUGGCUAUCCGAUUAAUGAUUUAACUCAUUAAAUGACAUUAUUGAUGAUUCUAAAGACAGAAAAGCAUAUAAAAGAGCAGCAACUCGGGAGUGAUUAUGAAUGGCUGAAUCAUGGUGAUCCAAUUUACUACGAUCAAGUAUCGCUCUACUAGCCUCAUAAGGUGUGCAAAACCUGUUUUACUCUUUUCAAAGAGGUUGAAGAAUUAAGGAAUGUUGAGCGAAAAUUCGCCAAGGCACUAGGAAUACCCAUUGAUAACGGAGGUUCUGGAGAGCAAAAAGAGAAGACUAAUUCUACCACAAGGAAGAAUGAAGAAGAGUAAAAUGAUGAAGAAUAAGAUCCACUAGAUCUUUUGAAUAAGAAGAAAGAUCAAGACAUAGAAGCUUUAACUAUCAAAGAACUAUAUCGUUUUAGAAUUAUGCUAGUGUUUCAUGGUAACUUAGAUUUUCUCAUUUUUUUAGAAAUCAGUGAUUUUGAUUUCAAUAUUCCAAAUAUGAAAAAGAACAGUCUCUCCCUAGAGUAUAGUAUUUUAAAUGUAACCAAGACCUAUCGCUUGCAUUAUAAUCCUUCAGGUAGCAAUGCCAAUAAUACUGGCUCUUUUUCUUUAAUCAAUCCCUCUUGCAAAAUAAACCUAAAUAAGAUCAGGCUUUAUUACUUCUUUACUAAGGAUAAAGAAGCAUUUAUGAAAUUCAUCAAAGAAGAAAAAGUAAAAAUUAGACUACUCUAUGAAAACCAAAUGGAAUUGGCAACUGCUUAGUACUCGCUAAAGGAGUUCAGAUCUCCUUAUGUUACUAAAAUAGGCUUAAAUAGUAUGCUGUGUGGGAAAAAUAAUCAGAGCUGCUAUCUCAAGUUUUAUAUUGGGAUGGUUGGAACUGAUAAUUAAGUUGACGUUAGAGAACUUAAGAUAAGCAGAUUUAGAGAUAAUUUAUAUCUACCUCCUGAUAAUUACUAUGCAUGUGAAGUGCUUCCUGAGGACUGGAUUGAUAUAAUACCCUCUUAAAGAAAUACUCCUUCAAGAAAUAUGACCUCCACUCACAUGAUCUGGAGAGAGAUGUCAAUGAAGAGCUCAGAUGUGCAUAACGGUAGUCCAUAGCACAAGGAUUCAGGAUAACCAUUAGAACCAAGAAAUACAUUAUUCAAAUAAUAUCAAUAAAAAAUUGAGUAAAUUGAAGAACCAGGGUUAGCUUAAAGAGACAAUUCUACACAGCCUAGAUAGCCAUCUUAAAAAAAGAAGAAAAUAAGUAAGACUCUAAGAUAAAGCUAAACAGCAGCAAAUUUACCAUCCUCAAUCAAGCAUAACAACCAGCAAGUUCAAAUUCAGGAUAUUAGAGUAAGAUAACCGAAGGAAGCUUAAAUAAAAAAUAUAAUAAAGAAUCAAAGCUCUGCUACACUUCUAAAUUUCAAAACUUCUGAAAUGAAAAAGAAGAAAAGGCCAGAGACAUCCUUAGGAAGAAUGCAGAAAUCAGAAUCUCAGAUUGAUAUUUUGCUCAACAGCAAAUUAAAGGCUAAAUUUGAUCAGAUAUCUGAAUUAGCAGAGUAAAUUGAGCAUGGUAGAAACUAUUCUCAAUCAAAUCAGCUCAGAAAUUUCAUUUAAUCUGACUAUAAUGACUCAAUGACUCAGACACUACACACAUUAGGGUCACCAUAGACUUCACCUAUCAUUUUUACCUUCAAAUUUACUCUAUAAAAUCUAUUUUAUGAUUCAGAUUUUUUCAGAUACCUUGCAAAGCAUUCCAAUUAACAGCAAGUUUAUUGGGUAGCUUAAUUAGAGAUUUUCAACUAGAAAUUCGUUAGCGAUUCUUACUCCUCUAUUUUCGCUUCUGAACAUUCGAAUGAUCCAACUGAGGCUUAACUUAUAAUGAAUUUCAGAUAAACUUUACAUCUAUAGGAGACUAAGGAAAAUAUACAAACAAUUUUGAUCAAUAACUUUAUGAUAAUCAGACUGAUUGCCACCAUUACUGAUGCGAGUGGAUAGGAUUUGAAUCAAGACUACACUGCACAGUUUAAUCUAGGUUACUUGCUCUCGAAUAGCUAAAUAUCCACCUAAUUAAUACUUGUGCCUAAUGAAACAGCCAAUGGAUUGUAGUAGAAAUUUGCAAGAUUGCAAGUUUAAUUUUCAAUUGAAGAAGAUGAUUUUAGUAUCCUUAGAGGCAAAAAGACCAUGAGAUAAAUGAUUAAUAAUUCUACUACCAUGAUAAGUAGCAGUAACUAUGCCUAUCAAUUAGAUGAUACUUCAAGCAACAGAGGAAAUCAAAUUUAUAUGCAAAAUCAGACAAUGAAACCAUUUGAAUUAAUUAUACCUUUUUGA
Messenger RNA from Stylonychia lemnae, 3300 nucleotides. Lineage: Eukaryota; Ciliophora; Spirotrichea; Sporadotrichida; Oxytrichidae. The record is from the annotation of a GenBank genome assembly.